Molecule: messenger RNA, 1599 nt
Organism: Truncatella angustata
Lineage: Eukaryota; Fungi; Ascomycota; Sordariomycetes; Amphisphaeriales; Sporocadaceae
Product: major facilitator superfamily domain-containing protein
Exons: 2
Coding region: 1-1599 (532 amino acids)
Biological process (GO): transmembrane transport
Molecular function (GO): transmembrane transporter activity
Source: RefSeq, a predicted model, not a curated record
AUGUGGUCUAUCAAGCAAUAUCGCCAGAUCGGCAAGGAUGUAAACAAGGAGUUCUCUCGGGGAUCUGAACAGGCAAAGACGCCCUCUGCCACGCAACACAGCGCCAAAUCUCAAGAUUCGGUCCAGAAUGACCAGGCUAGGUCAACUGAUGCAGAAUCUAGCGAUCCAAAGCCAUGCGGUGGUAAAAACGACAAAGCCUGGGUCGAUACAGUUGGUGAUGAGGAUCCCCUCGAUCCACGCAAUUGGCCCUUAUCAGCGCGGAUCAAGAAUGUUGCCAUACUGUGCCUUCUGAUCUUCGUCCAAGGUUGGGCAGGAGCCGCAGAGUCCAUCGCGAAUACGGCCAUAACGCAACAGUUUGGGGUCAGCAAGGUCGCCGCGAACUUGACAACGGCCAUGUACACUUUCGGUAUCGGUUCUGGGUCCAUGUUUGCUGGCCCUUUAUCUGAAACUGUUGGGCGAAAUCCGGUGUAUCUUAUUUCGACAUUUUGCUAUCUCUUCUUUGUUUUAGGAUGCGCAUUAACGCCGACAUUUGGCGGCUUGGUCGUCUGUCGAUACUUUGUGGGCUUGUUUUCAAGUGCAACACUGAGCAUCAAUGGCUCCAGUGUGCGAGACCAGUUUCGGCCAGUCAAACGGGCUUUCGUGUUUCCAGUCAUUGCUUGGGCAAAUAUUGCGUCACCUGUGAUUGCACCCAUAGCGGGUGGCUGGAUAGUCCAGAAUCCUAGUCUUGGCUGGAGGUGGACUGAAUGGGUGACCCUGAUCAUAUCCGCCUUUGGUUUCUUGGUGGCGCUCUUCUUCUUGCCAGAGACCUAUCUCCCUGUCUUGCUUGACUGGAAAGCCAGGCAUCUUCGCCGUGUUACGGGAGACGACCGUUACGCAUCUAAGCAUGCUGAGAACUCCGCUUUCUUCAGGAAGAUGAAGGAGGUCUUGCCCAUGCCCGCCAAAUUCUUGUUCCUUGAACCAGUUAUCAGUGUGUUGGGGGGCUAUCUGAUCCUUCUCUACGUUCUACUAUUCAGCUUCCUCUCUGGCUUUGACUAUGUCUUCAAGCAGCCAUACAACGAGACUAGUGGCAUCGAAGGGUCACAUUUUGCUGCUGUGGCAGCUGGGGCUACUGUCUUUACGCUUGGCGCCCCUGGUUUAUACAGCUCGGCACGUAGCAAGACCGAGCAUGUUCAUCGCGCAAAGAUCGCGCCAGAGUUCAGGCUUUGGCCCGCAAUAAUAGCAGGCCCCCUAUUGCCUGUGGCCCUGUUCUGGCUUGGCUGGACCAACUACAGCACCAUUUCAGAAUGGAGUGGUAUUGGUGCCUGCUUCUUGUUCGGCAUGGUGCUGACCGCGAUAUAUGUCUCAAGCUACGAGUACAUCGUGGACAGUUAUGGUGACCAUUCAGCCAUAGCACUGGCUAGCAUCACGAUGGCGCGAUACUUCAUCGCUGGUGGGAUGAUUUUGGCCACCCGGCCAAUGUAUGAAGGCAUUGGUGUUCAUUGGACUAUGACGUGGCUCGGAUGUGUCGCGGUUAUCCUCGCGCCGGCGCCGCUCCUGUUUUGGAAACUGGGUCCCAAGAUAAGAAAAAAGAGUCCAUAUGCCACAGAUCAGUCUGUAUGA